AUGCCAGACAUGCAGGAGGAGUGUUCAGAGAGACCAAAGCGAAAACCAACGUUUAAUACCCUCGAACGCGAAGAGAAAUUCAGGCAUCCUCCACAAAACGCGUCGACGUACCCGAUUUUCAACGAGUUCGUCACACCGCACAUAGAAUCCUUCAAUGCACUUUUCGACGACUCUGGGUUGCCCAAGGGGGAUGGUAACGGUCGGGGGUUACUGUCACUAGGUUUAAAGGAGAUUGGAGAACGUGUCGUAUUUGAUGGGAAUGGGCAGGUGGGCACAGAGAGCGGUCAGACUGGCUGGGGUAACCGCAUGAGCUUGUGGAUUGAAGAAGUGUCAAUAGCACCCCCGAGGUUGCCAGAUCGUGACACUUGGAGUACGGAACGAAAAGUGUUCCCGUCCGAGGCUCGCGAGCGUUUAACCUCAUAUAGGGGUCGAAUGCAAGCCAAAGUCUGCUGGAGGAUCAAUGGUGAAGAUGGUGUAGAACAGAGCCUGACACGCGAUUGCGGCUUGGUGCCCAUCAUGGUCAGAUCCGUACGCUGUAAUCUUCGUAACCUCUCCUCCGCAGAGCUCGUACGAAGACACGAAGAACCGGAAGAAUUUGGCGGAUACUUCAUUAUCAACGGAAACGAGAGACUAAUUCGGUACCUCAUCCUGCCUCGCAGAAACCACGUCAUUUCCGUCAUUCGCCCAUCUUUCGUGAAUCGAGGUCCUUCGUAUACCCAACACGCGGUUCAGAUUCGAUGCGUUCGCCCUGACCAAUCGAGCAUAACAAAUACCCUUCAUUACCUCUCUAAUGGCAGCGCAAUGUUGCGAUUUAGUUGGCGCAAGCAGGAAUAUGUUAUUCCUAUCAUGCUUAUACUGAAAGCCCUCAUUGGUGCAUCUGAUCAGGAAAUAUUUGAACACGUCAUGAUGCAAGACUAUGAAGAUACAUUCCUGACUGACCGCGUAGAACUUCUUUUGCGCAGUUUCGAAAAGUUUCGUGUAGUACUCGGGGUGCCAGAAGAUUGGAACAACCGAGCGAUUGGGGCAUGGUUGAUUCAAAAAAUGGUCUUGGUUCACGUUGAAGAACCGCGCGACAAAUUUCGUCUGCUGGUAUUCAUGUUACGGAAGCUAUACAGCCUACUGUCUGGAUCGUCCUGCGCAGACAACCCGGAUUCGCCACAACACCAAGAAGUUCUCCUUCCAGGCUACCUGUAUAGCAUGAUUAUCAAAGAACGCCUAGAGGAGGCACUCAAUCAAGUUCGCAAUCAAAUAACCAUUGACGUACGGAGGGCCGAACCUCCGCCGGACUUCUUUGACAAACGAUACAUCCAGAAAGUGAUCAACAAAGUUAACUGGGAGAUUGGUGCAAAAAUGUCCAAUUUUCUGGCAACUGGAAACCUUGUUUCUUCCUCCGGUCUCGACUUACAACAAGCCUCAGGUUUCACGAUUGUUGCGGAGAAGCUCAACUGGCUGCGGUAUAUAAGUCAUUUUCGAUGUAUUCACAGGGGUGCAUUUUUCGCGGAAUUAAAAACGACAACUGUCCGGAAACUCCUUCCUGAAGCAUGGGGUUUCCUGUGCCCCGUGCACACCCCUGAUGGUACUCCUUGUGGUCUGCUCAACCAUCUUUCGCGGUCGUGCCGCAUCGUUACGGCUCCCCGAGCGGUCGCUCACAUCCCGUCCCUACUGCUCGCUCACGGCAUGUCACAACCAUUCUCAUCCUCGAUCGACGGUCGCAAGAACUUAUGCGUCCAACUUGACGGGCGCGUUAUCGGUUGGGCCCGACCGGGAUUGGCUAAGCAGCUUGCUGAGGGCUUGCGAAUAUGGAAGACCGAAGGACUACACAGGAUACCCCUUGACCUCGAGAUCGGUUUCGUACCCGAGAGCAAGGGAGGCCAGCACCCCGGACUGUUCUUAUUCUCAACUCCAGCAAGGAUGAUGCGUCCGGUGAAGUUGCUUGCUAACGGGAGGGACGACCUGGUGGGACCCUUCGAACAAGUCUACCUGAAUAUAGCUGUGAAACCAGGUGAAGUUGAGAUGGGCGUUUCUACACAUGUGGAACAUGCACCUACAAAUUUCCUUUCCAUCCUUGCCAAUUUGACGCCUUUUUCUGAUUUCAACCAAAGUCCACGUAACAUCUACCAAUGUCAGAUGGGUAAACAAACUAUGGGGACACCAUCAACCACGUUACAGCAUCGGACCGAUAACAAGCUUUACCAUCUCCAGACUGGACAAACCCCAGUGGUUCGACCUCGUCUGCAUGAUACAUAUGGUAUGGACGCAUUCCCGAAUGGAACGAACGCAAUUGUUGCAGUUAUUUCCUAUACGGGGUAUGAUAUGGAGGAUGCCAUGAUCCUUAACAAAUCUGCUCAUGAACGUGGAUUUGCGUACGGUACAGUCUACAAAUCCGAGGUGAUAGACUUACAGGAAAUGCGUGGAGCGUCGAAAUCCUCAUCGGCACCGACCCUGCAUUUUGGAUUAGGGGAUGACAUCCACACUGAGGCAGGCGAUCGACAACACACCUGCAUGGGUUUCUUGGACACGGACGGGCUUCCCAGUAUUGGGGUCAAACUGGAGGCUGGAGACCCCAUUGCCGCCUACGUCGAUGACACCACGGGUCGAACUAGAUUCGUCAAGUACAAAAGCGACGAGGCUGGUAUUGUGGAUAAGGUUCGGCUGCUCGGCUCAGAUGCAGGGGACACCGAGCUCCAAAAACUUCAAGUAACCUUGCGAAUCACGCGCUCUCCCGUCAUCGGAGACAAGUUCUCUUCCCGUCAUGGCCAGAAAGGGGUCUGCUCCCAAAAGUGGCCUGCAGUCGACAUGCCAUUCUCCGAGAGCGGGAUGCAACCAGACGUCAUCAUCAACCCGCAUGCUUUCCCUAGUCGAAUGACCAUCGGAAUGUUGGUAGAGAGCAUGGCUGGCAAAGCCGGUGCAAUGCAUGGGCUAGCUCAGGAUGCCACCCCAUUCGAAUUCUCGGAGGAAGAUACGGCAAUCGAUUACUUUGGCGAGCAGCUCGUGGCCGCAGGAUUUAAUUACUAUGGUAACGAGCCGAUGUAUUCUGGCAUCACUGGCCAAGAAUUCGCGGCGGAUAUCUACAUCGGUGUCGUCUACUACCAGCGACUGCGUCACAUGGUAUUGGACAAGUUCCAAGUGCGAACGACGGGUCCAGUGGACCCGGUGACACGCCAACCUGGUCGCAAACGUGCAGGAGGUAUCCGUUUCGGAGAGAUGGAACGCGAUGCCCUCAUAGCGCACGGCACGUCGUUCCUCUUGCAAGAUAGGUUAAUGAACUGUUCGGACUAUUCCACGGCAUGGGUGUGCCGGACAUGUGGCAGUCUCAUAUCGCUGGGAUACGACGACGUCAGUCUAGGUGAGGUUUUGUCGGGAGUUAUAAGACCGUCGGGCCCUGGUGGCGAGUAUUGCAGGGUUUGCCGCGCAGCUGCUGAACAAGAUGAUGAGAGGGCGAGACAAACGCUGGCGACAGGUCACAAUCUAGACAGGGGUCCCCAGCCGGAGAUAUCUGUCGCGAUACCGUCGUCCCAUGUCUUGGGUUCGACGAAAAAAGGUGGCGAUAUGGAAGUGGUGGCAAUCCCAUACGUGUUCCGCUAUCUCUGUGCCGAGUUGGCUGCCAUGGGUAUAGCAGUUUCGUUGGAGGUGCAGUAG
Molecule: messenger RNA, 3639 nt
Organism: Pisolithus orientalis
Lineage: Eukaryota; Fungi; Basidiomycota; Agaricomycetes; Boletales; Pisolithaceae
Exons: 13
Coding region: 1-3639 (1212 amino acids)
Biological process (GO): DNA-templated transcription
Cellular component (GO): nucleus; RNA polymerase I complex
Molecular function (GO): DNA binding; DNA-directed RNA polymerase activity; ribonucleoside binding
Source: RefSeq, a predicted model, not a curated record